Molecule: messenger RNA, 2997 nt
Organism: Symbiodinium natans
Lineage: Eukaryota; Dinophyceae; Suessiales; Symbiodiniaceae
Source: the annotation of a GenBank genome assembly
AUGGCACCCAUAGGGGAGGCAGCGACCACUUGGGCAAAUGCCCUGGACCUUUUGGCAGGCAAGAAAGCCGAUGAUGCUGCCAAGCUGGGAACGGACCUUCAGAAAAAGGGCAAAGACAAUGGCAUGAAGAUGCUUGAAGCAGCGGGAGCCGUUACUGCGGCUGUUGCCCAACUCGGCAAGACAGGCCCAGAUUUCGUCGAGGCCCUUCGUGGCCUGGGCGCAACCUGGAGCGAGGCUGCCGGGCUGUUGGCAGCUGGUGGAAGCGGCGGCGACUCUGGGCCCUGGGGCAAGGCUGCCGAUUUGGCCAAGACGGCCGCGGGCAAGGCUUCCGGCACGACUUUGAAAGCUGCCAUGGACCUUGCCAAGGAGGUCGGAGCGAGCUGGACUGAGAAGCUGACGCCCAUCACCGUGGCCGACCUCAGCAGCUCCAAGCCAGAGCCGGAAGCGGCGCUGAAGGCCGAAAGACGCGAGAGCCUUGUUCUGAUGCUCUUCGCGGCCGCCGAAGCUCCGCAGAAGCUCUCGGGCGCAGCGAAAGCUGCCGCGCUGGUGAAGGCUUCCUUGGCUCAGCUCCAGAUGGAGAAUCCUCAGUCCGAGGAUGCGCUCAAGAAUGCCAAGGAAGCCCUGGCCAGCUUUCGGGAGAGCAACUCUCCGGAGGGCCUCUUGGCCACGGCCCUGCGUGCCGUUGCGGUGGCCUCCCUUGGCGUGGAUGCUUUUGGCGCGCUGCAAGCCGCCAACCAGUCUCUGAAGACCUUCAAGGAGAUCGGCCACGGAAAGGGCCAGGUGGCUGCCAUCCACAGCAUCGCCUUGGCUCACCUGGGGAAGGAUAGCACCGACGAUUGCGUCUUCCGGGCCACCGAGGGUCUCAAGCUCUCCCGGCAAGUCGGAGACAGGAUGCGUGAGUAUGACAUCCUCGCGACCAUCACCGAGGCCAACCUCAUCCAAGGGGCUGGCAAGCGAGCCCUCGGAUCGGCGCAGGAGGCACUGACGGUCGCCAAGCGCGGGAUGUUUCAUGGGAUUGCCGCUCCCAGGGCCCUUGGCGAGAAACUCUUGGAGGCAAAGGCUCAGUGCCUUGUUGCCAAGGCUGCGGGGCUCUGCUCUGCGGCCGAGUCUGCCACCGGUGUGGCCGCAGCUCAGGAGGCUCCCGGCGAGGGCGAAGGGACAACUUGGCAGCACUUGGCCGCACCUGCCCUGCCGCCAAAGGCCCUGAAGCUGUAUCAGAGCAUGGGCCUGAAGUCCAAGGGGUUGGGGGUCCCCAUUCGAGGGAUCAGUCUGGGCCGAUGGCAGGAGAGCGAGGCCCUCGAGGCCAUGGGCGCCGCUUGUAUGGCGAAGGAGGACCCCGCGGACGCACUUCGUGAGGGCCAGAGCCUUGCAGACAAGUUCAGGCAGGCAGGUGACAAGAAGGAAGAGGCAUCUGUCAUGCUGGCCAUCGCCAAGAUCCACAAGGACAGCAAGGAGCUCGACCAGGCCUUGCGCGCUGCGCAGGAGGGUUGGAUCCCCUUCCAGCUGAGCCAGGCCUCCAACGACCGCACCGUGGAAGCCAAGGCUCUGCUUUAUGCCAGAAACGUGUAUUGGAAGGUUGACGGUUGGAAGAGCCGCUUUCCCAUCCUGCCCUUCCGUGCAUUGUCGGCAGAGGCGCUCCUGGCAUCCGCCCUCAUCCGGCUGGAGAAGGAGGAGCCUGGCGAGGCAUUGCGAUCCGCCGAGCAGGCUUGCGGUCUAUACCGAAACCAGGCCUUCCCGAGCCGUGCGUCGCGAGACGCAGAGAUCAAGUGCCUCAAGGCCAUGGUGGACGCCCACGCUGCCAUGGGAAGUGCUGACGAGGGAAUGCGCCUGGCUUCGGAGCAGCAGCGCCGCUUCAAGAGCAUCAAGGAGAAGAAGGGCGAGGGCUCGGCGUUCCUGAUGAUGGGGAAGCUGCAUCAGCUCCGGGGAGACCUCGAGGAAGCGCUGAACUGCCUCGUUCAGUGCCCGGCGCUCUUCCUGGCUGUAGGCGACCGGAAAGGCGAAGGCGAAGCCUGGCUGGGUAUUGCCAAGAUCCACAUGGGCAAAGGCGAUGUCCAGCAGGCCCAGCGUGCCGCCGAGGAGUGUGCCUUGGCCUACAGGAAGCUCGGAGACAAGCGCGGCCGGGCCGAGGCAGCGCAGCUCGUCUCUGACGUGCACUUCGCGCUCGCAUCCGUGGGCCAGGGCAACCCGCAGGAGGCACUCCGGGCUGCUCAAGAGGCAGUGCAGCUCUACCAGGAGCUCGGGGAAAAGAUGCAGACAGCCAUCAGUCUGCACAUCCUGGCAAACGCAAACCUCAUGACCAAGAACUUCGACGACGCCCUGAAGACGGCGCAGGAUUCCGAGACAGCCUUCAGAGCCCUUCGAGACACUGCCGGCGAGGCUGGAUCCAUGAUGCUCCAGUCCGGCGCGCACCUGGGCCGCCAAGACUUCGAGGAGGCGAAGCGCUGUGCCAAGGAGUCCAGAGAUCUGUUCAAGUCGGCCGGUGACUUCCAGGGUGAGGACUCCAUUGAAGACUUCCUCGACCAUGUGGAGGGUUACGAGAAAGGCCGACAAAACCUUGACGACUUCCGGGGCUUUGCCAUGCGCCGCACAGACGCAACUGUGGCCAAGGGUGGAGCGAAGCGCGAACGUGCGCCCAGGAAACCACGGCAGAUCUCGAACAUCUCAGACAUUGAGCUGAUUAAGCUGGACUCUUCCAAGGAGGGAAAGGUGACCUUAGCUUUCUUCGACGCCUUCGAGAGCAGAGCUGCAGGCGGCGGCAAGGCGCCGCCGAAGGCGGCAGCUGCUGGGGGCCCGGGCGGCGGUGGCCUGGCCUUGGGGGCCCCGGAGAAGGAGCCGGUGCUCUACAGUGUUCGCUGGGUCCAGGCCUCCGCGGGCAAGUCCGGGGCGGCUGGCGGAGCGCCGAAAAAGGGCCGCCGAGAGUUCACCAAGGAGGAGGACAAGCGGAUCGUCAGCACUGCCGUGCUCGGGGCGCCGAAGGACUGGAGCGGCUGCAUUUGA